Messenger RNA from Colletotrichum scovillei, 1491 nucleotides. RefSeq lists its product as uncharacterized. Gene Ontology annotation, molecular function: carbohydrate:proton symporter activity. The record is from RefSeq and is a predicted model, not a curated record. The coding region runs from base 1 to 1491 and encodes 496 amino acids. The transcript is spliced from 2 exons. Lineage: Eukaryota; Fungi; Ascomycota; Sordariomycetes; Glomerellales; Glomerellaceae. Gene Ontology annotation, cellular component: membrane. Gene Ontology annotation, biological process: carbohydrate transport; transmembrane transport.
AUGGGCCGCCAUGUAACCAUCUGGUCAGCCGCGUUCCUGGCCACGGGCGGCUUCCUCUUCGGCUUCGACUCGGGCAUCAUCACCUCCACAAUCGCCCUCCAGACCUUCAAAUCCUACUUCAACCCCUCCGACGCCGUCGCGGCCGGCAUCGUCUCCUCUUUCCAAGGCGGCGCCAUCCUCGGCACGAUCAUCAACAUGAUUUGCUCCGACUGGCUCGGCCGCCGCAACACCGUGUUCCUCGGCUCGCUCAUAAGCAUCAUGGGCUCCGCGCUCCAGGCCGGGUCGGAGAAUCUCGUCGCCCUCAUUGUUGGGCGGUUCGUCGGCGGGACGGCUGUGGGCGUACUGACGUCUACGAUUCCCAUGUACGCCUCGGAGCUCGCGCAGGCGAGACAUCGUGGGAAACUGUCGGGGUUACUGCAGUGGAUGCUUAGUUGGGGGUUCCUGGUUGCGCAGUGGUUGGGGUAUGGGUGCUCCUUUGUAACGAACGACUUCUCAUGGCGCUUCCCACUCGCAUUCCAAUGCAUCCCCGGCAUCAUCAUCGCAACAGGAAUCUACUUCCUCGAAGAAUCCCCCCGCUGGCUCGUCGAAAAGGGCCGCUAUGCCGAAGCCCGCCGCAGCCUCGACAAGCUCCGCGUCGGCGUCGACGAAAAGGCCGUCGACGUGGAGUACAACGAGAUCCGCCACGCCGUCCGCACCCAAUCCGCCCUCCGCGAGAACGGCAACCUCUGGAAGGCCAUCAUCACAAAGCCCUCCUGGCGGAAACGCUUGUUGCUAGGUUGCGGCGUCCAGGCCUUCUCCCCGCUCUCGGGUAUUAAUGUAAUCAACUACUUUGGCCCUCGCAUCUACGAGCUUCUAGGGAUCGGAACGCAGACCUCGCUCAUGAUCAUCGGCAUCAACGGCGCGCUGGGUAUCAUAUACAACACCGUCGGCCUCUGGCUCCUCGAUCGUAUCGGCCGCGUCCGACCCCUCAUCGCAUCAGCCGUAGGCCUAGCUGCCGCCCUCCUCGUCAACGCCGUCCAGUUCCAGUACCUAGACCGCUCCAACGCAGACCAACUACGCAGCAUGGUCGCCAUGAACUUUGUCUUUGGCUUCUUCUUCACGCCCUUGGGCAUCAUAAGCUGGGUCUACCCGGCCGAGAUCUUCCCCCUCGAGAUCCGCGCCCUCGGCAACGCGCUCACGACGUUUACCAAUUGGACCAUCAACCUCGUCCUCGUCUCCUUUUCGCCGCAGGCCCUCACGGCCGUCGGGUUCAAGUUCUUUUACGUCUUUUUUGUGUUCAACGUCGUCGCGGCGCUGUGCUACUACUUUUUCUAUCCCGAGACGUCGGGCCGUACGCUCGAGCAGAUGGAUGAGCUAUUUGGCGAUUAUGUGCCCAUGUCGGAGCAGAGUGCACUUGGGACUGUCAUUACGGGGUCGGACAGCUCAAGAGGGAAAGGUGGCAAGUAUGGCUCGUUUUCGGUUCAUGAGCGUGUGUCCUCGACUGCGGUGUAA